UUUUCGAAACAAGCCGUUUCUGGCAUUGACGCUGAAGCUCUCCGGCAGGCGCAGCUAUUUGUGACCGAGCUAUCCGCCUGGACAAAAAGGCCCCUACUCCUCACCGAGACUCACGCUGUGGUCCAGACCGGCUCCCCCCCCCUUUAACACUCCGCCAGAUUCGCUCUUCGACGAGCUCGAAAAGCUGGGUCGGAUGUGUGUGCCUCGUGGCUCAGAGGUGUUACCGACAAAUGCCUCCCAGGGAGGACGGGGCACCAAAGUCUUUUACCUGGAUAACCGGCGAUCCACGCAGCAAGAAGAACAUCACACAGAUUCGGCGACAUGCGGGGCAGAAUUCCGGGGUGAAAGCUGAGAACAGCGCUAGAGUUCGCUCAAGCUCCUCGCCGAGACCAGGACAUCGAGGCUCUGCAAAGGCCUUCAGAGCUGUCCACCCUACUUCCAAGGUUGACGAGACAGCUGAGAAGUCUUUUGACCCCCAACAAGAUGCGAGCAAUCUCCUUCACGUGAAUUACCCUCCCGGCGCUGCGGAAAAUGCCGCCGCUUCCUCACCUGCCCCCCAGAAUGAACCGGUCAAUGUCUAUCAACCAGCCCACCCCGUUCCGUCAAUAUUGAGGGAAGCAACUUCGACGAGCGAGGAGGCCCCUCCAAUACGAAAAGUCGCUAUCUGGGAUCUGGUCAAUCACUCGGCUGAGGAAGAGGAGAGGCAUAGACAGGAACUACUGGCGUCAACUCCAGGACAAGACACUGACGACGGCCGUCCCGACUAUUUUGGCAGCCACAUCGACCAUACAGAACUCAAGCAAGCAUUGAGCGAAGUACGGGCACAUUCACCUCGAAAUUCUCGAAAACUAUCUCCCUCCCCGGCUACCACAGCCCUGCAAGCCAACAUAUCCAAACGCCGGAAACCUCCUGUCCUGGCAGGUUCAUCAAACGCAUCAUGGCGCAUCGGUAUGGCGCCGUCCGCCGUCAUGACUCUGUCCAAGGAAGACUCACAAAUUGAGCAGAUCCUCUUACAAACCAGCACCUUCUACACGAGCAAAUUCGAGUCUUCGUGGUGCGGACAACUCCAUGAAAGCUACAAUUCUUUCGACAUGGUGAGCGUGGAAAACUUCAGCGGCUCCAUCACCACGGCCGCCGGACUCAUAGCUGUUGGAAGAAUCGAUUCAGCCUCAUCAAUAUUGAGCCGUGUUCUCCCUACCCUCUCGGACCUCUUGAUCUUGCAGCACCCAAAGCUUUACUAUGUCCUCGCCGAACUUAGUCUUGACGCCUCCAGCACCGAACUAGGACGGCUACGCAGCCAAGUGAAGAGGUUCGCCGCCGCCGCAUCUCUCACCAUCCUCGGCCCUUCCCACCCGAUCACAGCCCUUCUCCAGCUCACCCUCACGAACGCCGACCAGCGUCUCCGCCUCCGCGAACUGAUCCAGCGAAAAAUCCACGAGCUGCACGAACAACUCUUCAGCGCCACUUCCCACGAGACAACCGGGCAGUACUACUACCUCGCACGUGUGCUUGCCCAAUUGGGCCACCUAGAUGAAGCCGCCCGCAUCCUCACGCAAAUCAUUCCCAUAUGGGAGAAGACGUACGGGAAAAACAGCCUCCUGCCUGUGACCGGCUUCCUCGAACUCACCAAAGUCCAUCUCGCAUCGGGAAACACGUCCAAGGACACGGAAUCGCUCGUAUCCGAUGCGCUACGCCGCACAUUAGCUAUCGAAAAAUCCUCAGACGACCAGUCCUCUCGGCUGGCAGAAGUAGUGCACUCAAGGAUGGGCUGCCUAAGAACAUUGGGGCGGUUACAUGUCUUGAGGGGAAACGUGGAGACCGCCAUGAUGCAGUAUACCGCCGCGGUGAGUGUAGGUGUCGGGGAGCUGGGAGCGAGUGUGCCCGCUGUACAACUCGCCGUGGCGGAUCUGGAUACCGUAACUCGCAUGGCUGUGCAUUCAGACGAGGAGAACCCCCAGAAUGCGGACCGGGCAACGGCCCCACCAGUGAGGCUAGGGCCAGACGUAAGGGAAACGGCGAGGUUGAAUCUAAGUGCUUUGAAUACCAAGGGUCAAUGACGAGCGUUGCAGGCCGUGGGAUAUGGGCGUUUAGAUGGGCUAAUGGGAAACUUCAGCGGUGAAUUUCAGUAGAGCCUGCUGCAGGGGCGCCGCGGUUUCAGACGACGAUACGAGCGGUGGUGGCUUCCAGAGUCCCGUCUUUGUUAUAGUAAACCGGACCAGUACUGGCGGAGAGCCUCACGGACUUCACAUCAAGUUGUUUGUGCCGUGUGAACCAUAAAGGUGUCGAGAACGGCUUCCAAUGCUUGAUAUUUUGAAUUCUAGUUUGCUCUAGUUCCGGUUUUCUCCUCUUUUGCUUUGUUGCUUCU
This is a messenger RNA of Cladophialophora immunda, 2365 nucleotides long. RefSeq lists its product as uncharacterized. The record is from RefSeq and is a predicted model, not a curated record. The coding region runs from base 231 to 2057 and encodes 608 amino acids. Gene Ontology annotation, molecular function: protein binding. The transcript has a single exon. Lineage: Eukaryota; Fungi; Ascomycota; Eurotiomycetes; Chaetothyriales; Herpotrichiellaceae.